UGGCAGAACACACCCGUCUGCAAAAGGGGCCGGGAAGCAAACAAGCUACUAACUAGACUCUAGUAACUAUAGGGCCGUGCCUCUCCCAGCAGGUUGGUAAUUGGAUCGCUUUAACGGGCGGCUUUGCGAAGAAGAGGUUAUACAAGAAUUUAAACGGCUGUCAGCCAACUCGUCUCCAAAAUCCGAGCAGUCGACCGAAAGGAGAAGGAAGCGAUUCGCUUCGGGAAUUUGCGCAAUAGGAUUUGUUUCGGGCUGCCGCUCAGUCCCACAACAGAGUAUGUUUCAAGAUGAAAGGCCUUAAAAAAGAUUUCAUUAAAGUCCCACUGAAUUCAGAGGGGGCUGACCCUUAUGGGAGUUGGAUAUAGGAUUGCAACCUAAACUGGAAAAAGGUUGUGGACAAUGAUGAGGGCAAAGACUUGGAUUCUGAAGAAGCAUUUUGAAGGGCUUCCUAAGCAGAGUGACUUUGAAUUAAUAGAGAUAAACCUACCAGAUCUAAACGAUGGAGAGAUGCUGCUUGAAAGUGUGUUUCUCAGUGUUGACCCCUAUAUGAGAGUAUACAGUAAGAGAAUGAUGAAGGAAGGGGACACUAUGAUAGGGUCUCAGGUUGCAAGGAUUUUGGAAAGCAGAAAUCCUUCAUUUCCUGUAGGAACUUUUGUUGUGGCAAAUUUGGGCUGGACAACACAUUUUAUUUCCAAUGGCAAAAAUCUAUUACAACUGCCUCCAAAUUGGCCAGAAAGUCUUCCAAGGUCAUUGGCUCUUGGAACAAUUGGCAUGCCAGGUCUUACUGCCUAUUUUGGCCUACUUGAGCUCUGCAGGCCCAAACCAGGAGAUACGGUCCUAGUUAAUUCAGCAGCUGGUGCUGUGGGCAAUGUGGUUGGGCAGAUUGCUAAAAUUAAGGGUUGUAAAGUGGUCGGCACUGCGGGUUCCGAUAAAAAGUUGGAUUACCUUAAGGAGCUUGGCUUUGACGAAGUCUUUAACUAUAAGUCGGUGAAAUCCCUGGAGCAGGCCCUGAGGGACGCUUCCCCUGACGGCUACGACUGCUAUUUUGAUAACGUGGGAGGAGAAUUUUCCAGCAUUGUUUUGGAGCAAAUGAACACAUUUGGGAGAAUUGCGGUGUGUGGUGCUAUCUCCUUGUAUAAUGACACCCAGCUCAAAAAAGGCCCAUUUGUUCAGGUCCCCAUGAUCACGAAACAGUUGUAUAUGGAAGGUUUUCUAGUCACACGUUGGGACAAUAGGAGAGAUGAAGGGAUAAAUGCAAUACUGAAAUGGAUUCAAGAGGGGAAAAUUAAAUUCCGCGAGGACAUCACCAAGGGUUUCGAAAACAUGCCAGCUGCGUUUAUGGGAAUGCUCAAAGGAGACAACUUUGGAAAGGCAGUAGUAGAGGUAUAAAAAGCACUCUGUUUGGCUUGUGAAAACUAUAAAUCAUUGUAUCUGCACUUCCUUAUGGACUGACUUGUCUUCUUGCCAAGCAUGAUCCAAGAUUAGGCUAAUCCACUAUGCCACUCCAGCAUGCCUCAAGUGCAGCCAAAACCACAGAACAUCAGGAUUAUCAUGGGAAGUCUGAGGACAAAAGAAACAAAUGCCUCUUAGAAGAUUUGUUAUAUUCUGUUUUCAAUAGGUUAUCCAGUUUGAAUAAAAGAAGCAGUCUGAAAAACCGAA
Pantherophis guttatus is the source of this 1659-nucleotide messenger RNA. It is a transcript of the gene PTGR1, whose product is annotated as prostaglandin reductase 1. NCBI's taxonomy places the organism in Eukaryota, Metazoa, Chordata, Lepidosauria, Squamata, Colubridae. Gene Ontology annotation, molecular function: 2-alkenal reductase [NAD(P)H] activity; 15-oxoprostaglandin 13-reductase [NAD(P)+] activity. Gene Ontology annotation, biological process: prostaglandin metabolic process. Gene Ontology annotation, cellular component: cytoplasm. The record is from RefSeq and is a predicted model, not a curated record.